Messenger RNA from Acipenser ruthenus (sterlet), 5149 nucleotides. RefSeq names its product protein CLN8-like. NCBI's taxonomy places the organism in Eukaryota, Metazoa, Chordata, Actinopteri, Acipenseriformes, Acipenseridae. The record is from RefSeq and is a predicted model, not a curated record. Gene Ontology annotation, cellular component: membrane; endoplasmic reticulum. Gene Ontology annotation, biological process: lipid homeostasis. The coding region runs from base 45 to 872 and encodes 275 amino acids. The transcript has 2 exons.
UGAGUUCAAAUCACGAGAGCUCUCUUACACCCAGCAUUUUCGAUAUGGAUUAUUUUUCUUGGAAUGUGCGCUACAAAGUAAUUGCUGCUGGAUUUCUUUUCUAUUCGGCAGUGUUUCUGCUCUGCCAUGUUGUGUCAGCUUGCUUCGGUCAGACAUACCGCUCGUUGUCGGCAAAGAGGAAGGUGUUUUGGGACCUUGCAGCUACUCGUGCAGUAUUUGGGAUCCACAGCGCAAUAGCAGGUCUGUGGGCAUUGCUGGUAGAUCCAGUGAUCUCUGCUGACAAAGUAACAACACAGCAGAACUGGUCUUGGUUUACCCUACUUAUAGCCACAGGGUUUUUUCUCUUUGAAAAUGUGGCUCUUCAUGGAUCCAAUUUGGUGUUCAGAACAUUUAACUUGCCUUUGGUCAUUCAUCAUUUCUUUGCUUUUGCUGGAUUUACUGGGGCAGUGAUUUGGGACACAAUUGGUCAUUAUUUACCUAUAGUGGCACUGUUAUUUGAGAUGAGCACUCCAUUCACUUGCAUUUCAUGGAUAUUUCUGAAGGUUGGCUGGUCAAAAACUGUCUUCUGGAAGGCCAACCAGUGGCUAAUGAUCCACAUGUUCCAUUGUCGCAUGGUGCUCACCUACCACAUGUGGUGGGUAAGCUGGUGUCAUUGGGAUGAAAUUAAAGAAAAAUUUGCCCUGCCUUGGUGCGUCAUCUUCUUCACUGGAUUGGUCCUGCUUACUGUUAUAUUAAACCCAGUGUGGACUCACAAAAAGACCAUGCAGCUUCUGAAUCCAGUGGACUGGAACUGUGGCAACAAGCCAGCGCCUGAAAAUGGUCCAUCGCCAUCUGUGAAACAGGAUGGCCAGUUACCUAAAAAAGUAAGCUAAAUAGCGCAAAAAAAAGUUUAAAAACGUAUAUUUAAAACCAGUUGGAAAAAAAUAAUUUACUUCUUUACUUGGUGGGGACUGUUUUGUGUUCCUAACUGACAUUUCUGCCAUUAUGGCCAAGAUUAAUAGAAACAAACUACAAAAUGAUCAACCCACCUCCAGCAGUCACAUAGCCAAUGAAUAAAAUGACACACAGCAGCAUAAGAGCAAGAGAAGCAGGGGAGCAGUCUAUCAUGAAACUAGCAGACUUCAAACUAUACCGGGUAAGGUAUAUAAAUGAGUGAACUUGACUUUGACCUCAUUAAAGAUGGCUGUGGAAACCAUCUUGAAAUUGUAUUUCAAUACCACGGAUUAUCCAAAGCAUCAUCAAAUUUUAAUAUUAUAUUAUCUAAUUUGAUAUUCAAGAUGAGAUGAUUAUGGGAGUCAUAUGUUGGUUUGUGUUUGGCAGGUGUAUUAAUGGGUUUGAACAAUACUGUAUGUCUAAUUCAAAAUUAUGAUUUUGAAUGUUUAGGUGUUUGUAAGCUUGUAUGUAUACAGCUUCAUAAUGGUCAAAAAGAUCUUAAUACUAAACCAUUACCCCAGAAACCCACCAGCUGCAGGGGCACAUUGGUAUGACUGUACUGCAUUAAGAAAACACCCUUCUUGUUUUGGGUAGAAAUAAUCACAUGAGCAGCAUUAUAUAAUGAAAGUGUUUAUACUUUAUUCAAGGUAUACACAUUCCCAAGUGUAAUUCACAACUGUUUUUCUUACUGGUAUUUACAGUAAUAACUUCCUGUGCAGUAGGUCACAUUACCAGCUAGACCAUCUGGAGUGAAACUGAGCAGUAGGAAGCAGCAGUAACCUUUAUUUCUAUGGUAUUGUCUUUGAAAUAUCUUCAGAUUCCAAACUGAAGUAUACAAUAAAAGCAAAGAACCAGAAGUGGGGGUCAGUGCUGGUUAUGCUUAAAUAGGAGCUUUUUAAAAACCCAAUAGACAUUACAUAUGCAUGGAAAUGUCCCUUUACCAGAGACUGCAUCUUUUUUUAGUUACAACUAAAUGUAACAGGUCUGUAUUGGCAUGAUCCAACUUUAGAUGCCUAAAAUGUGUUGGAGUUUUGUAAAGACUGAGUACAUGCAGGUAUUUUCAAGUGCUGCAAGCACACUAAUUACAGUAACUAUGUUAUGUUCUUAUACAGUAUGUUCUGCUUGGUAUUCCCACCCCAGCCAGUUGUGAACAAUAGGCUUCGAUUAAGGACUAUACCAGAACCCUUUGUGCUGGUUUUGUAUUCCUUCCUACUCAUCACUUGAUGAGAACAGCUUUGGGUUUUCCUAAAAUUAGCCCAACUUAAUUAGUUAAAAAUAUUUUUAUAUAAAUUAUUCAGGGUCAACAUGACAUGCCCCAGGGAUUAAGAUGGGCUGUUUAUAUGUAUUCCUGUGGAAUACUAAGACAAAAUGACAUUCAUUGCUCAGUGACAUAUGAAAUUUGUUUUGAAAAUGAUAUUGCAAGUCUGUUUAUGCAGAUGUACAGCAAGCCCCAAGCAAUAUGUUCCCUAUUUAUUAAAGCUGUUUACUCCAUGGUGCUACAAGCAUCAUAUUUGUGAAAGAAACAGUUAAAGUUUCAGACAAAAUUAGUAUCAACUUUGGUGAAAAGUAACCUUCUAAAUUGUUUCACAAUAAGCAUUCAGGGAUUAACCAUAUUUGUUUUAGACAUGGUGUGUUUUCCUUUCACAAAAAAAUGUGUAAAAUAAAUACUGGAAGCUUGUGUGUGUUACUACCAGAAUCAUUUGGUAAACUAUACUCUCCCUACUUUAAUCAAGAGAUGUCACUUCAGGGAUGGAGAUAGGACUCCCAUGGUAUAGCAGUUUGAGCCAUUCCUGGUUUUACUGUGAGUUGAAUAAGACACACCUAAGCUUGUUACCUAUACACUGUGGUUAAUCAAGCUUGCAGUAAAACCUGGAAUGGGUGAAACUGCUGUGCAACAGGAGUUUUAUUUCCAUCCCUGCACUUGUAUAUUUCUAGUGGUCCUUAUAAUACUGCCUGCAGCCUUUUGGGACACCAUGUUCCACACCUCAGCUUUCCCCAGGUAAACUAUACAUUUGGUGUUUUGUGUGGUGUGCAAACAGCUAACAAACUGCUGUAACUCUGACUUUUGUAACAGGAAGUGUGAAUAACUUUGUACCAGUAAUUUAAAAUGUUUGGGUAUUAAAGGUGAUUAUUGUAUAGUCCAAAUAAAACAAACCUUAAAGAAUAUUGUCAGUAUCAGGCAAACUUUAUACUACUCAUUUAGGCUUCUUAUUUUGUAUUUACUGGGGCUGUGAAAAUCUUUAAUCUCAACAGAGUGCAGAAAUUUAGUUUUGCUUUUUAACCCAUAUCAGAUUUGUAGCAAGAUGUCCGAAACUUUGUGUGUAUGUAUCUUUGUGUCACAAAAUCCAAUACAAAAUACUAUAUAUACUGUAUGUAUUUAUGUGUAUAUAGAUAGAUAGAUAGAUAGAUAUUUAUAACCGGAAAAGGGUGGGUAUUCUGUCAUAGCACAAAGAAAAUGACCAGAAAGACCAAUCUAGAAAUUGAAAGGAUACAACCUGUGGGCAGAGAACAGGAAUAGCUUUUACUACAUUUAAUCUAUAGUGAUUUCAAGCCAUAACAAUGAUAAAACAUUUUAAAAACUGCAAAAUAUACAUAAGGUGAUAUCCCCCAAAAAUCACUAAAGGGUCAGAGUUACAAAACAUGUACUGUGCAAAAAGUAAAAAGUACUAUAUGAAUAAUAACUUUAACUUGGCUACUUUUGUAUAUGAAAUGAUUUGGUUUCAUACUUUCAGUGCAAAUCAGUUAGUCAAGUCUCGGAUACUGUAGGGAUAAUAUAGUACUGUGUCGUUCUAACAGCUUAAAAUGAGUGAGUAAGUUUGAAGUUUCUCGUGAUGCAUUUACCUACAGUAAAUUCAGCCUUCACCAAGCAAUUUGAAAGCCUGUUUAAUAUACGCCUACACGGGAAGUACAUCCAUAACCUUUCCCUGCUCAUUGGGUAAUGUCAGCAGACGAAUGCGUCGAACGAAUGUAACCUACCAAUUGGGUGCAAGUUAGGGAAUAAAAUCAAAGAUAUUCUAUAUACACAAGAUAGUUAACAGCGCCUUUUCUUCCGUCCCUGUCGAACCGGUGCAUCAUGGGAAUCCAAAGCGUUCCGGUAGUGACUUUCCUCUAUCUAUAUAAUGUAAAAUCGGCCUCAUUUCCUAUUGCAAGACUUCUCUUUUUAAAAAGAUUGCAUUUUUAAACAUGAUUCAACUAGAUUUAUUUAGAGACACCCCUCCUUAACACAUACUUGUUAUUUCUACGAUCAAUGUUUUCACCUGGCCUGACAAGAGCUCUUUAUCACCUAUCAUGGAUAUUCAUGAGCAGUCAAGACUGAAGCGUGGUUUGGUUUGGUAGCGGGUAGAUUAGGCCUAUUAUUAUUAUUAUUAUUAUUAUUAUUAUUAUUAUUAUUAUUAUUAUUAUUAUUAUUAUUAUUAUUAUUAUUAAAAUCACUACUACAAAUAGUACUAAAGCCUCUGAGGUGUUCCGAAUUUAAUUGUGGCAAAACAGUAAAAAAAAUAUACUCCCUUUUGAGUUUUCUGUGAGAUGAUCUUGAAGUUUUACAACUCCUGAAUUCAGCUUUUUAUUUAUAUACAGUAGAUGCUGCUUGGUAGCCAUCAAAAAGUUGCCAUUAUCUGAAAGUCGUCAAUAAGUGAAAAACCAUAGGAUAGGAUUGGUUCCUGUAAAAAUGUUAAUAACCAAAAGUCUUUAUCAGAGUUGCUAAUAAUAUAUAUCUGUUUUUAAUGUUUAGCUGUACGAAUUGACACUGUCUGGUGAUUUGAAUUGUGAUUAAUAUACAAAAUAGAGCAAUACAUAAAAUGAAAAUGAACAUGGAUACUAAAGUUGCAAGUAUGCCUUAUAUUAAAUAUAUAAUAUAAGUAUAUACAAAUACAGUGUCCAUUAUUAAAAAUUCAGUGUCUAUUUGUUGUCUGUAUCUAUUAAUUAAUAGGAACUGCUUCAUUUAAAAAUACAUAUUCCUUUAAGAAGCUUGUCAUAUGUUGAAGUCUGUUUCAUAUCCUUUCUCCUUAUAUGUAUUGUUUACGCAUUAUUAAAAGUGUCUAUUAUUAAAAACAGAAUGUAUAUUAUUGAAAAUAGUGUCUGUUAUUAAAAAAUACUGUGUAUACUUAUGUCUUCAUUUAAGAAGAUGUACCCUUAUGGAAAACUCACAUGGGAAAAUUAAAAAAAAUAAAAAAUAAAUCCCAUGGGAUUCCCAUGGUGAAUUGGGACCCAUGAAAAU